UGGCAGAGGCGCAGGGACAUCCCAGCUGCCCGGGGCCGGGGAGGGGGGCACGGUGGCGUCUGACCCCCAGGCGGGGGGCACAGCCCUCGGCCCAACCCUCUCCGGAGCUCCGUGCGCUCGUCUCCUCCGGCUGCCCUCCUCACCUGGGCACAGGCAGCUAGGGAAAGAAGGACAGCCCUCCCCUUCGGAGAGGCGGGCACACCCUCCCAGAGAAGCCGUCGGGGGAACCAGCGGGGCUUCGGACGGGCGGCCAGGGCAGCGAUUGCCAGAGCCCAGCGGCCAGGGGAGCUCUCUCUCGCUUCCAUUCCGAUUUGGGUUUGAAACCAAAGACACUUCGAAGAUGACGCUCCUUGCUUCUGAGCGAUCAAUGCUUAUCCGGAGCAAAUUCCGCUCUGUUCUCCAGCUCCGAAUGCAACACCGAAGAUCCCAAGAGCAACUCUCUGAACGCCACCUCCUUCCAGCGCUCAGCAAACCCCUUGUGACUUUCUCGCAUCCCAAUGAGCCACAGAGCCAGAACAAGGCCAACGAUUUGGUAAAGCUGAAAGCCUCUCCCCGUCCCCACAAGACCAGCACUGCCAAGGGCCAGGUGACAGAAGCACCUCCCGGAAACCCUACUGAGCUGCAGGACAAAAAGGCUCGCCUGGCCGAAGACCUGAGCGAGAAGAUCCUACACCGCCCUGGACCACUUGAGCUGGUGAAGAAGAACAUCCUCCCCCUGGAUCCGGGCAUCAAGGAUGCUGUGACGGAGGCAGUUCCGGCUGCACCUGAUUCCUUCACCUUUGAGGAAGAUCUCAGUAGCUCCUCUUCCUCUUCCUCCCCGUGUUUUGCACUGUCCCCAGGAAAUGCCCUUGGGAACCUGCCCACGGCCUCAUCAGGGGCAGCCUUACAGCUGGAGCUACCCCCGCUCCUAGCAGAUCAGCAGCCCGCCAGGUCGACGUCCACCGCUGAGUCCGAGUUCCCUCUCCCAGGGGAGAGCUCCCUUGCCAAGCCCUCGGUCUCGCUUCUCAAGGCCUCACCCAAGGUUCCCGAGGCCAGGAAACCGCCACGGCCCAAGAAGGUGAAGGAGCCCCGGCCCAAAGUGAAGAAGCUGAAGUAUCACCAGUAUAUGCCGCCGGACCAGAAAGGGGAGCAGGCCCCGGUGCCCAUGGAUGCGGCCUACGCUCGCCUCCUGCAACAGCAGCAGGUCUUCCUGCAGCUCCAGAUCCUGAACCAGCAGCAGCAGCCAACGCCGACAUCACCAGCAACCUUCUGUGUUCAGGCCCUCCAUACUGUCCCCGCCAGCAAUGCCCCAGAACAGCUGCUCAGUUUCUCCGGGACUUCCACCCCACCAAGUGGGCCCCCUCCUCCUCCUCCGCUCCCUCUUCCAUCUCCAGCCACACCAACCUCCCCUUCGCCUCCCAAGCCGGAGCUGUUGCCUGCCAACCUGGAGGAGCUCACGGUCUCAGAACUCCGCCAGCAGCUCCGUAAACGGGGCCUCCCUGUUUCAGGCACCAAGCCGGCCUUGCUAGAGCGCCUCAAGCCUUACCAGGUGGCCCGAAGCAAGCCCCCACCAGUCCCGCUCUCCAGCACCCGCUUGGCAUCUCCAGACCUGGAAGAAGAGGCCCAGGCCUUGCGGGAGAAGCAGCGGGUGGCUGAGAACCUGGCCCUGAAGCUCCACCGGGAGCCAAAGCAGCACGACCAUGAUGACCUCCGGGUGGAGCUGGAGAUGCACAAGCGGAUCAAGAAUCGCCGCAAGGGAGCGUUGCAGUCGCCUGGCCAGCCGGGAGCGCCACCACCUUAUAUGCCAAAGAGGGAGUGCGCCAAGGAAGGGGGAGGCCAAGAAGACAACUUCAUGGUCUUGUGCCCUCCAUCUUGCGAGCCGAUUAAUUCUGAUAUGGAGCUGCCCCUUGAAAUCACAGCGAGCCCCGUCGACCCGGCCCCAGGGACCCGCUCCCUCGAGGAGGAGCUCCAAGAGGCCAUCCAGAAAGCUCAGUUGGUGCCAAGCCAAUCCAUUGAAGAAAUCUUAGAAGAGCCUCUGGUGUGUUCAGGUGACCUUCUCCAAGCACCUGCCUUGACUCCAGAGGUCCCCUCCAAUCAUGUCGCUCCAUCACCCCUCAUCCACCAAGAAGCAUCGCCACCAAAGAAGCCCCGCCCCAGCAGCGAACCUUCUUUGGUGUCCUCCGCCAUCUUUGAUUUCCCUGGACCAUACGAUUUCCUCUCAACCGCUUCUUCCUCAUCAGCAUCUCUGGACUCAUUGUCCUCGGUUUUCUCCCCUGACUCUCUGGAGAUGCCACCGUCUCCUCCAGACGCCUGGCAAGGGAGCAGGGCCCGUACAGGAUUCGACGCUGUCGAUUGGCUGGAGGCCUUGACCUCAGGCUCUGCCUCGGGUCUAGGCUCCACCAGUCCCGUUGGCAGCAGCAUCUUCUGCACGGACUUCUUCGAUUCACCAGACCUCAGUGUCAACCACAUGAUAGACCUAAUGGUGGAGCAGUGGUAGUCGAGGCACCAGGAAGCUGUCUGCAUAGCCAAGGCCUGAAGGGAAAAGGGGGAAAAUCCUCCUUCUGUCCUGCAAGGUCAUGGCAACACUGGGCAACUGUGUUGCAUGGGCAAGAAUGACAGUGUUUUUGGGUGGUCAACAUCAUGCUUCACCUGGAUGGUCUUGUUUCCAUUGAUGCCAAAUCCAAAUGCUCCCUUAAGAAGAAUUAAAUCACUGGCCUUUGGGUUGGGCCAAUGCCAUGCCUUAUCUUGAAUGGCCGGGCAAUCCCAGAAACCUUUGUGGUUCUCAAUGAUGUGGCUAUCCGGAGAUAGAUUAAGCUAACAUUUGGGAGGACAAGAAUUAGCCAGCUGCAUUGGAUGGGUAAAAUCAUGAUUCAGGACAGCAUUGUCUUCAGUG
Heteronotia binoei (common prickly gecko) is the source of this 2872-nucleotide messenger RNA. RefSeq names its product myocardin-like. Gene Ontology annotation, biological process: cardiac muscle cell differentiation; smooth muscle cell differentiation. The coding region runs from base 341 to 2476 and encodes 711 amino acids. The record is from RefSeq and is a predicted model, not a curated record. Lineage: Eukaryota; Metazoa; Chordata; Lepidosauria; Squamata; Gekkonidae. The transcript is spliced from 14 exons.